AUGAACGCGCAGCUGCUUAAUCCUUUUGCGCGGGAUACACCAGAACGAAUUGAAGGAACGUUAGAAAAUGCAACUGCACAUACGCUAGCAUUUAAUGCUGGUCGAGGUUUAUUCGCUGGGUGCUACCUUGCAGUAGGUCGCACAGAUGGACUGGUAGUUAUUUGGGACAUUGAAACGCGUUCCAUUCUUCGCUGGUUUGGCGGCCAUGCCAAGUGUGUCACAUCAGUAAGCUGGUCCCCUCUAAGCCGUUAUCUGGCCUCGGCCUCCCUGGACUGGUGCGUGCACAUUUGGGAUUUGGCGAAUGGCCCUGCCCAAUGCGUUCGGACCUUGCGAUUUACAGCCCCCGUAUCCCUGGUUCAAUUUUCUCCGGUUUCUAGCCGAUCUCUUGUCGUGGUGCUUGAAAGUCGCGAGGCGUAUCUCAUUCAUUUUCCUACCACGCUUCAAGGCUCUACGUGCGAGCCACAGCGAAUCCCUCUUCAAGGGACGGAUCCUAUUUCUUCCGCAUGCUUUGAUCCAUCUGGGGACUGGAUUUUCAUCGGUACAACGAAAGGAGGUGUAGCUUCAUUUUCGUCAGAUGCCGGCGAGCUUUUUGGAGAAGCCUUCACCGCUGGAUCGUCGAUGAUUCGUCAAAUGACAGUAGAUCGGAGAUCCCAAAAUCUUGGACUUGCAAUGAAUGACAGAACAAUUCGAACGUUUACCAUGUAUCAAGAAAAGCCAAGGACGCCGCCCACAUUUGCGUCCAAGCACAAAUUUCAAGAUAUUGUUGGUCGUACACCAUGGAAUGGCGUUUCGUUCAGCAGCGACUCUGAAUAUGUUAUGGGAGGCGCUUCUCAAGACACAGCGCAUAAUGUCUAUAUCUGGGAUCGCGAUGCGGGUGUCUUGGUGAAAAUUCUUGAAGGGCCCCGUGAGCCUCUGUCCCUGGCAUUAUGGCACCCUUCACGUCCUCAACUGGCAUCUGUAUCAUCGUCUGGUGAUAUCUAUCUGUGGACUACGCAGACUACCGAGAACUGGAGUGCUUAUGCUCCUGGCUUUGAGGAAUUGGAGCGAAAUGUGGAAUAUGAAGAGAGAGAAACUGAAUUCGAUCUUGAUGACCUGGAUCAGAUCGAUCGCCAGCGUCAUGACGACGAGGCUGCUACAGUAAAUCUGUUCGCUAACGGCCCACUGCCUCAAGAGUCGUUGCCCCCCGUCUUGCAAACGGUUGAUCUCCGACGCACAACUUCAACUUUAGCACCGCAACUUAUGACCAGUGAGGCAGCCCAUCUUACAACGUUGGAGGAUGACGACAAUCAAGUAGGAUUUUUCAUUCCACCUCUACUUGAAGAAUACAGGGAUGAAGAAAUUGAACAGGAUACCCCGUCAUAG
Messenger RNA from Malassezia pachydermatis, 1362 nucleotides. Its product is annotated as transcriptional activator. The coding region runs from base 1 to 1362 and encodes 453 amino acids. Lineage: Eukaryota; Fungi; Basidiomycota; Malasseziomycetes; Malasseziales; Malasseziaceae. Gene Ontology annotation, molecular function: protein binding. The record is from RefSeq and is a predicted model, not a curated record. The transcript is spliced from 4 exons. Gene Ontology annotation, cellular component: Set1C/COMPASS complex.